Amorphotheca resinae ATCC 22711 is the source of this 839-nucleotide messenger RNA. RefSeq lists its product as hypothetical. The record is from RefSeq and is a predicted model, not a curated record. Gene Ontology annotation, molecular function: RNA binding. The transcript has 3 exons. The coding region runs from base 168 to 785 and encodes 205 amino acids. Lineage: Eukaryota; Fungi; Ascomycota; Leotiomycetes; Helotiales; Amorphothecaceae. Gene Ontology annotation, biological process: formation of translation preinitiation complex.
CUCAGAAUCACAUGACCAUGCCACUCUAAUUCCCGUCGUUAUUGGUCUUCCCGCGCACCCGUAUCGCGGGGUAGAAUUCCACAUCCAACCUUUCAAGGCACGAUACUUGAUACUCCACACACCACCAUCCUCUCUACAUCGCAAGAUACCCCACGACUACAAUCAAGAUGUUCAAGAAAGAUAUCUCCCCCGGCUCGAAAUCAAAAGUCAAGUCCUCCAUCCAGCGAGCCCUCAGAACACAACUCGUAACCACGUACCCCCUCCUGGCACCACAUAUCGAUGAGAUAAUACCAAAGAAGGAGCAAUUAGAUGCCAUGAAGAUACCCGACCGCGUAACGCUGUACCUCAUCGGUCCCACCCCUCUUUUCUACCAACACAUGACCGACGCGCUCCUUCCGCACCUAAAACUGGUGCAUCGGUUCCCGACCUGCUUCCCCUCUAUACGCAUCGACCGCGGCGCGAUCCGCUUCGUGUUAUCCGGGGCGACGUUAAUGGCGCCUGGACUGACGUCGGCCGGGGGUCGGCUACCGAGCGGGAAUCCGGAAGAGCAGGGAGUUUAUGGCGAGGCGAAGGUUUCGGAGGGCGAGGAGCGCGAGGGCUGGUAUGGUGGGCGAGAAUUGGAGGCGGGCGAGCCGGUCGUGAUUUGUGCCGAGGGGAAGGAGGAGGCGUGUGCGGUGGGCUUAUUGGCCAUGGGUACGAAGGAGGUCAAGGAGAAGGGGAAGGGACCGGUGGUUGAGGAUGCGCAUUACUUGGGCGAUGGGCUUUGGAGGUUGGCUACAGAGUAAUUGGCGCGGGUCGCGGGGAUUUGGGAGGAGUGGUGGGUUAGAUACUUUAGAGCA